CUAUGCUAUAAUGUUUAUCAUUCAUCUAUGGAUUAUAAGAGUUUAUAUGAAUACUUUUGUGAUGAUAAAAAAUAUUCGGGGAAAAAAUGAUAGAAUCGUGUUCGAAAAAACAGAUGUUAUUGGCAGUAAUUUUCUUAGGAGGACUGACUGUGUUCGUGCUGGUGGUGGAAAGUCGAUGGACGUCGUCGAACAGGAACGCCCCGCAGCUGGCUGACGGCAGUUCCGCGGGAGAAGGCCCGUGCUGGCUUCGGGAGAACUACACUGUAGUGGAACCCUGCCACCAGUGCUCAGAUUUUGAACUUGCUAGCAAAAUAAGUAAUGUAUGUGUAGCAACAAACUUCAAAGAAGUAUUGAGAUGCAAAACAUCAGGAUUAAUCAGUAGAAGCUGUGCGAAAGUGACUUGGUUGGAGGAGCGAAACUUCUGGCUGUUUGAAGGGCUGAUGUUGGUGUUGGGCGUGAUCUCCACCACCGCUGUGUUUGCGCGUCAGAAGGUGCUUGACAUCAGGAUGAUGAGGAGGAUCCAGAGGCAGCUGGCAAACAGUGUGUGA
Bacillus rossius redtenbacheri is the source of this 548-nucleotide messenger RNA. It is a transcript of the gene JTBR, whose product is annotated as protein JTB. The coding region runs from base 87 to 548 and encodes 153 amino acids. Lineage: Eukaryota; Metazoa; Arthropoda; Insecta; Phasmatodea; Bacillidae. The record is from RefSeq and is a predicted model, not a curated record. Gene Ontology annotation, biological process: mitotic cytokinesis. Gene Ontology annotation, cellular component: centrosome; cytoplasm; spindle. The transcript has 4 exons.